Messenger RNA from Vidua chalybeata, 1046 nucleotides. It is a transcript of the gene CIMIP2A, whose product is annotated as family with sequence similarity 166 member A. The coding region runs from base 44 to 973 and encodes 309 amino acids. NCBI's taxonomy places the organism in Eukaryota, Metazoa, Chordata, Aves, Passeriformes, Viduidae. The record is from RefSeq and is a predicted model, not a curated record. The transcript has 7 exons.
UGUGUCUCCUUCCCCCCUCCCCACCACGAGCUGUAACACCAUCAUGGCAGUCUGCAAGGGAAACAGCCUCUUCCCUCGAAACCCCUACUACAUCCCUGGCUAUGGGGGCUACGUUCCUCAGUUCAUCUUCAAGUCUGGGGACACCUAUGGCAGAACCACCCACAAUCUGCUGACAGAUCCCAACAUCAGGAAGAGCCCUCGCUCCCUGCUGGCACCGCUGGACAACAAGGAAAACCUCCUUGAGUUCCAUUACCACACUGAGCACCCAGGAUAUGUCACCUACCAGCCCAUCACAAGCCCUCCUGAAGUGCCCCUGGGGCCGCAGCCGGUGCCCACGCCGGUGCUGGCGGAGCCGAUGGUGACGGGCACGGAGCCCGGGCACUGGCGGUGCCCCCCGGGCGUGCCCGGUGCCCGGCAGGCCUGGCUGCCCCCGGAGCCGCUGCGGGGGCUCGCCCUGCACCCCGAGGCCCAGGAGCUGGAGAGGGAGGUGGCCAAGCCACCCCUGGCCGGUGUCCUGGGAAAAGGGACUGGAACGUGCCAGUGUAACUGUGGAGGGAGCAAAACGCAGCUAGAAACCGGAGGUGUGGCACUGCCAGGAGGGGUUGCAACAGCAGAUUACCCAUUGCCAGUGCUGCCUGUCCCAAAUGCCAUCCGACAGAAAGUCAUUUUAGGGUACACUGGAUAUAUCCCCUGCUCCAUGGACAAUGUUGGCAUGACCUACCUCUUGUCUGUGAAGAAAGCCAUGGAGGAGUUUGACCGUCGCCAGCUUUUGGAGAGAAAUCCACCUUAUACGUUGGGCACGAGAUUCCCCCUGACACACUGGCCGGACACCAAAAUUUACAGCCGUGCUGGACUCAUACCCAACUACACAGGCUUUGUACCAUACCUGCAGGACACCUGCGGGCUCACUUACGGGGACAGCACACGGGAAUCGUACCGGUGUGAACAGAGGAGACGGGGACGUGCACUGUGAAAACUGCUUUAAUGGUGCCUGUACAGCAUCGGGAGUGACUCGGAACAGCAAUAAUAACACAACACAAACAGAA